UCUAUUCUGCGCUUCCCCGGUUCCUCUCUGUCUUUCGGUGUUGUUGCUCUGUCCUCCUUUUCCUCUUAUUCUCCCUGAAACAAUCCCUGCAGUUCUUUCUGUCCUCCGCUUCCUCUCUUUUCUGGCCGUCCUUCACUUUGUUUCCACCUUUCCAACAGAAGAACGUUGUGUUUGCUGCUCCGUGCAGGAGAAUGGUCUUUUCUCUGAACCCUGGGUGACUCAGCAGCUUCUAAGUAAAAGUUGGAUUGGACUUUUUCUGGAGGAUGUGGGUUCCCAGCAGCUGUGCCAUCUUCAAACAAGUCAAGAUUUCUACUGAAGAACCCUUUCCCAGCAUUUCCACGACAAACCUGCUUCAUUGACUGGCAGAAGUGUUUCCAUCAGAUGUGCUGCUGAAGAGUUGGACUAAAGUGGACGAAGACGUUUGUGGAUGGAUGGAUUUCCCUCAGGAUCUUCUCCAUUCUGUGUAGAUUCCUAAAACAUCCAAAGAGGACAACGCUGUUCAGGGUUCAGCUCUUUUACGUAGUUAGAACAUUUUCAUUCUUCUCACAAAGUAUUGAUAGUAAAACCUGGAAUAUUUGAAGAUUGUACCCGUGUGGAGGAUUUCUUCUGUUCUACUGCUGGAUUUUGGUUGAACAUGUCAGAGGAGUCUCUUGGCUGUCUGGAUGGUUGCAUAUUUAUUUAUUUGACCUCAGUGUGAUGAGAGGCUGUGACGCAGCCGGUUGUGUGUCUGUGUUUGGUGCAGACAAUCACAACGAGACACAGAAGUGCAUUUCCAGGACAAGAAGUGGCUGUAGUCCUUUCCCAUGGUGCUGGGACAGAGAAUAUGACAGAUACCUAGCAGCGGCGGCGGCAGCAGCUGGGAAAACCAUGGCAACAGCUUACCUUGACCCCCACCUCAAUAAUAUCCUCCUAGGAGGUGCCAAGUCUCUGCUGAGUACAGGAGGAGCGGACCGAACCAUGGCUGGUUCCAUGGACCGGGUUCUGAAAGUUUUCCAUUACUUUGAGACAAACAUAGAACACAACUUCUGGUCUUCCAAUAUCAGAUAUGGAGAUGCGACUGAUGUCAGGGGUAUCAUCCAAAAGAUUCUAGACAUCCACAAAGUGCGCUGGACUUCCUGUUUUGGUCUUCGCCUUAGUAGCACCCAAUCCAGAGAUCAAGUACACUGGCUCCACCCAGAUAUGGGCGUGUCUCACAUCAGAGAAACGUAUGAACUGGCACGGCCAAAUGAGGAGUGGAGGUAUGAGCUGAGGAUCCGGUAUCUACCAAAGGGUUUUGUGCAGCAGUUUACAGAAGACAGACCCACGCUCAACUACUUCUACCAUCAGGCCAAGAAUGACUACAUGAAUGAAAUGGGGGGUGAGGUGGACCAGGACGUCGCCCUCAAGCUGGGCUGUUUGGAAAUCAGGAGGUUCUUCAAAGACAUGAGGGGAAAUGCUCUGGACAAGAAAUCCAAUUAUGAGCUACUGGAGAAAGAUGUUGGUUUAAGGCGCUUUUUCCCAAAGGAGCUGCUGGACUCCGUCAAGGCCAAAACUCUUCGGAAGCUCAUUCAGCAGACGUUUAAGCAGGUAGCCAAUCUAGAUGACGAGCAUUGCAUGCUCAAGUUCUUGGAGGUACUUGCACCAAUUCGCCGCUAUGACAAGGAGUUCUUCAAAUGUGCCCUUGGGUCCAGCUGGGUGAUCCAGGUGGAACUGGCCAUUGGACCAGAAGAAGGCAUCAGUUACCUCACAGAUAAAGGAUCAACCCCCACACAUCUAGCAAACUUCACUCAAGUUCAGUCCAUCCAGUACUGGGCCAUGGAGGAGAAAGACCGCAAAGGCAUGUUACAGCUGAACGUAGCGGGAGCUGCUGAGCCUCUCACAGUGACGACAGCAUCACUUACCAUGGCUGAGAACUUAGCAGACUUGAUUGACGGCUACUGCCGACUCGUCUCCAUGGAAACUCACUCGUUGAUUGUGAGAAUUCAUAAAGGUGAUGUCUGUGUUUGUCCUGCAGAGGGCGACAGAGCGCUGCCUUCCCUUCCAAAACUGUCGAAUAAUGAGAAAAGGCUAGAAGCAGUGAAGAGUGGUGUACGGACUAUUUCCAUCUCGGGUGUAGAGACAUCCUGUCCUCCCAAGCCAAUCAGAGCUCGGCGCUUGCUCCUCCCCUUUGUUCUGUGCUCCGAUGGGCAGCGGGCCGCAGAAGAUCUUAGUGGGGAUGAGACGGAUGACUAUGCGGAGAUAGUUGAUGAAGAGGACACGUACACCAUGCCUUCCAGUAAGUCACCAGUCUAAGCUCUAACUUUGCAUGACAGGCGUCAGCUUUGAGAAUAUCCCAGUUUCAGCUUCUGUUGCACACCAGUGCUAAAUAGUAAUCUUCCUGUUUUUUUCUGUGUUGGACGCUUUUAUCUUGAUGUAUUUAUGGUUAGAGAGCCCUGUAUGCAGGAGGCAGAUGCAUCUGUCAGAUUCAUUCCUGUGUCCGUCAGAAUCCUCCAUAUGCUGCUUGGCCGUAGAUCUGAUGGACUGUGGUCUUGGUUCUGUGUUGGCCGCUUCAAACUGCUUAUGCUUUUAAAUGUGUGGUCAGUUUUAAAAUGGACUGUGUUCUGCUCUCCUCCCAUUUGGUUCUGUCUUCUGACCUUUCUUUACUUUUAUUUUCUUCUUUAGCUCGACUUUUACCCGUUAGACUCUUUCUGUCUGCAUUCAUAACAUAAAACCAUAAAAUAGUUGCUGUCAAAGGCCAAACCAGGGGCUUAUAAUGACUUGUGUGCUAGGUUGAGUAGUAAAGGCAGAGAGACUGACCGAUACAGAUGAGCAAGGCAGCGAGACCGAGAUGGGAAGAACCUGCAGCAGGUUAGGGUGAUGAAGGACAGCGAUGGUAACGUAUUGAAAGAUGGAGAGAAUACUUUGAAGAGUUGAUGAACGAAGGAAGUGAGAGAGAAGAAAGAACAGAAGAGGUGACUGUUGUGGAGCAGGAAGUAAAAAAGAUCAGUAUAUGGGAAGUGAGGGGGGGGCAUGACACACCUGUGGAGGUAUUGAAGUGUCUAGGAGAGAUGGCAGUGGAGGUUCUGACGGGUUGUUCAACAGGAUCUUAGGUGGUGAGAAGACGUCUGAGGAAUGGAGGAGAAGUGUGAUGGAGUCCGUUUUUAAGAAUAAGGAGAUGUGCAGAGUUGUGAUAACUUCAGAGGAAUCAAGCUGAUGAACCAAACAAUGAAGUGAUGGGAAAGAGUAGCUGAAGCUAGGCUAAGAGCA
Messenger RNA from Oryzias latipes (Japanese medaka), 3225 nucleotides. The record is from RefSeq and is a predicted model, not a curated record. NCBI's taxonomy places the organism in Eukaryota, Metazoa, Chordata, Actinopteri, Beloniformes, Adrianichthyidae.